Messenger RNA from Lymnaea stagnalis (great pond snail), 11879 nucleotides. Lineage: Eukaryota; Metazoa; Mollusca; Gastropoda; Lymnaeidae. The record is from the annotation of a GenBank genome assembly.
CUCUAUAAUUCAUAUAUGUCCUUAUAGUCUGGUCUAGAUCUCUAUGGGUCAUAUCUGACCUUAUAGUCUGGUCUAGAUCUCUAUGGUUCAUACCUUGCUAUGUCAAGGGAAGUGUCAAGGAUUCUAUAUCUUUCAAAAAUAUUCGCAUACAAUUUAUUUGUUUAUGGAAUGACCUUAAAAAGGAUAAGGCAAGGAUAUGUUAAAUGAUGCAUGUUCACCUGUGUUCCCAGGUGCGCAGUGAUGUCAAUAAGGAGAAGCACCUGGAAGACACCUUCAGGAGGACAGUUGAAGGCAGUGAAAAGGAAAAAUAUGGCAAGUAUUUACUGGGGACUGUUGCUCCAACGUCCAAUGUUACUGAUGCAGCGCUAACGGUAUACCACUUUAUGUUCUUUGGCGGACCACUAGGCAUGAGGCCCAAGGGUUCGCCUCCUCAUCAGUAACGCACCUUGUGGGGCCCAAGGGUUCGCCUCCUCAUCAGGAACCCACCUUGUGGGGCUGGCACCUUAGAUUUUUAAAUAACACCUCUCCUGGUGAGAUUUAUAACUUAGUAGUUAUCCUAGGUUGUAGACAGGCAUUAUCGACAGUGUCGAUCCUAGACUAUUCCAGUGGCAUGUAUCCCAACAUUAUCCGUCGUUUCCCCGGGAUUGCACUCGAAAAAACAAAACAACCCAACACAACAUCUCCAGCCCUUUAAUUAACAUUGAACUUAAGCGUCACAAAAAAAAAAAACAAAAAAAAACAAAAAACAAACAAACAAACAAAAAAAAAAUGCUAUAGAAGAAAAAUGAUUAAAAACACAUUUAUCCUAACUUUUGUAAACCUUGUUUGAAGCCCCCUGCUUCAAUCCCUUUAAUUAACAUUGAACUUAAGCGUCACAAAAAAAAAAACAAAAAAAAACAAAAAACAAACAAACAAACAAAAAAAAAAUGCUAUAGAAGAAAAAUGAUUAAAAACACAUUUAUCCUAACUUUUGUAAACCUUGUUUGAAGCCCCCUGCUUCAAGCCUAACCUUGAAUAAAACAAAAUUGGAAUGGAUGUGUUCAAAGGCAGCCACGCCCUGUCUAUUUUUUAAGACUAUUUUUUCAUAUUCACGAGUCUCUCCCCUUUAUGAAGAGUUUUUCAUUAGACGCCCUGAGUUACCUGGAUACAUUGAUGUUAUUGUAAUAUUGAUAACAAAAGAUGUUUUGUUUUUCAUGCAACACACGUUGUUAAUGAUACAAAAAAUAAAAGAUUCUGUGCAUGUUAUUUUCGAUCCCUAGUAUGAAAUUGCACAACUGAAUGAACACAGAACACACCUAACACACAAAAACACCCGACACACACACACAACACACACAACACACAAACAUACAACAUACAUACAGUUGAGUUUUAUAUCUUUAGAUAUAUAUUGUAAAUAUCAACUUUGAAAUGUUUCUGUUUGUUCAGAGUUGAGCCGCAAAGUGUCCAGGUUGACCUCUGACCUCGAUGUCGCUAAGUCAGAAAAAAUGCAUGCUUUGAACAGACAGAAAAUACUGGAGGAGAGAAUCAGAGUAAGUUAUAUGUGAGUCAGUUUGUGGUGUGUGUGGGGAGGAGAGGAUGUGUGGAGGGGAGUAUUAAGGGAGGGGAGGGAAUUGGGGAUAAGAGUGUCAGGACGGAAGUAUGUGGGAGGAAACUUAUUGUAUGGCGGCAAUGUAUGUGUUGGAUAUGUAUUUGGUGGCAAUGUGUUAGGUGUGUGUUUGGUGGUAAUGUAUGUGUUUGGUGUGUAUGUGGUGGCAAUGUGUGUGUGGGAUAUGUAUUUGGUAACAAUGUAUGUGUUGAUGUGUAUAAGGUGUCAAUGUAUGUGUUGGAUGUGUAUUUGGUGGCAAUGUGUGUGUUGGAUAUGUAUUUGGUAACAAUGUAUGUGUUGAUGUGUAUAAGGUGUCAAUGUAUGUGUUGGAUGUGUAUUUGGUGGCAAUGUGUGUGUUGGAUAUGUAUUUGGUAACAAUGUAUGUGUUGGAUGUAUAUAGGGUGGCAAUGUAUGUGUUGGGUGUGUAUUUGGUGGUAAUGUAUGUGUUGGAUAUGUAUUUGGUAACAAUGUAUGUGUUGGAUGUGUAUUUGGUAGCAAUGUGUUAGGUGUGUGUUUGGUGGUAAUGUAUGUGUUUGGUGUGUAUUUGGUGGCAAUGUAUGUGUUAGGUGUGUAUUUGGUGGCAAUGUAUGUAUUGGAUGUGUAUUUGGUGGCAAUGUUUGUGUUAGGUGUGUAUUUGGUGGCAAUGUUUGUGUUUAUAUGUAUUUGGUGGCAUUGCAUGUUUUAGGUGUGCAUUUGUGGCAAUGUAUAUUUGGGUGUAUAUGUGGGGAGAUCCGUAGGAAGUUCAAGUAUGAAAUGAACUGUUUUUAUCAAUUCAUAAUUCUAAAACUUAGUCUAGUUUUCCCCAUGUGAAAUCAUUGACUUGUGUUGUAGAUUUAUUGAUCCUUGUUUUAUCUCAGACCCUGGAGAGAGAAGUGUCUGAUAAAAUGGGAAAAUUCCAAGACCUUGUAAGGGAGGUAAGGCAACAUUCAGUAAACAUAAACAAAAGUCUGUAACGUUCAAGCAGUAACUUCCCCUGCCAAGGUUGUCAUGUGACGUCCUGUUGAUCAGAAUUUCAAGAAGAACUAUUUCUGAAAAGUAUUAUUUUUUCCAUAUAUAUUUGUAAAACCGCCACGAGCAAAGUCAUUUUUAUACAAAUCCCAGUCGUAAAAGUUUGAACGUCAGUUGCUUAUAGAAUGGCUUAGAUCAACCUUUCCAUUGAAUUUUACAAUCUAGUUUCUGAUGUCUAUUGAUAUUGACCUCCCGUUAAGACAUGGCAUUUCAUAUUCACUCCAUAUUCACAAAUGGGCGGAAUGCACUAAAACACGAGAUCAAACUAAACAUUUGUGGAAAGGCACUAAAAUGGGAUGGGACACCAGUGUUUUUAGGGAUGAAAAUGGACCAAAAACUCCAGCUGCACAUCCACAUACACGAAAAACUAUGCCUAAAGCCAAUACUAAACUCAACCUGGUGAAAAAGCCUGCACGGGCUGGUGGGGCGGAUGCAAGACUUCUGAGAGCUCUUUAUGACGGGAGUGUGGGAGUUGCAAAGGUCUGCAGCCUCUCGAACGGCUCUAGAGGGAUUGGACCGCAUACAGAAUCAGGCUCUAAUAUUCGUGUAUGGGGCAUUGCGCACUACCUCAGUGGCCGCAGUAGAAUUAUUUAGCAGAUGAAGAACCGUCGUAUGGGCAGACACUAACCCUGUUUUUUUAUACAAGACAGUUGGGUUAAGAGGACAAGAUUGAAGCGACCCUCCUUGAUGGACGCAGUCAGUGAUCUAGAGGGAGAUCUACCCUUGUGCAAAAACAUGGAAAAAGUGCUAACAAUCCCGGUACGGGGGGGUCACGAAGGCCAACUGUCAAGCAGAACUAAGGGAGGAAGCACUUGGAACGAUUGAGACCUACCUGAACGAAAUAGUAAAAGAGUUUACGGACGGUUCAUGCUUUGCCACGCAAAUCGCAGUGGCUACGCACACUGAUCCAUUACCCAGGAGAGGUACCCCCACCCGAGGAGUUGUCAGGACCCAGUGGAAAGAGCAGAACCAGCUUCAACCUCAAAACUAGAAGCAAUACUGGUGGCCCUUAUGAGAGUGAACCAACGCCUAGUGAAGAGGAAAAACUUCCCCGACAUUGUGGUCUUCACUGAUCACGCUUUGCUCUUGAAAGCAAGGAAAAAGUCUUGACGGAGACCACUGUGGUAAACGCCAUUCUGGAGACAGUAGGUGGCAUGCAUGCCAAAGGCGGCAAGGUCUAUUUGCAGUAUAUCCCGGGGCACUUUGAGGUGACGCAGCACGACCGGUCCGAUAACCUUGUGCGAGAAGUGCUGCCCAGUCCCAACCCGAUAAGCCAAUGACUCAGCUGAGAUGCAAACCAUUACUGAAAGACCACUUCUGCGAGGAGUGGCAAAGUGGCUGGGCAACAGGGUGUACUGGACGGCAGCUCCACCGGAAAAUGCAGCGACCAAGCAAAAGUGAACCGUGAUGGAAACUCAGGAGGCAAGAGAAAAGCCUAGGUACACAGAUUAGAACGGGCCACUGCAUGUGACGCUGUUACCUCAACCCACUGGGCUCAAGAAGGGAUCCCAACUGCAGAUUAUGUGGCCAUGCCAACGAAACGGUGAACCACCUGGUGACCUGGCAAUGGCAUGGGAGCAGGGGGUCUGAACAUCGAACAUGUUUUGAUAAUCUAAUUUACGACUGAUGCCCAACCGAUGAGACAAGACGCUGAUAAACUGGCCAGGGCUAUUAGUUAGAGCAUAAGCUCAUCCCUUACCGGAGAAUGUAACAUUUUCAACACAGUUGGUCACGUAAACCAGCAUUCCAUUCAAGUUCCCACAAUUCUUGAGUAGAAUAUUUAUUGCAAUGUCUAACUUCUUUAAGCCCUUAUUGUCAAACUGGCUUAUAGCCAGAUGCAACCCAUAUUUACACAUUUUUGACAUAACUGCAUUAAAGAGAUGUAACGUUUCUAUUUUUAUAUUAAUGCUUAAAACUUGAAAAUCUGUUCAUCCUUUGUGUCUUAUGUCAAAAUUUUUAGGACCUCUUUGUACCCCCAUCUCAUCUCAUCACCAUAUCAUCACUAACCACAUGUCAUCACCCCCACUACCCACAUGUCAUCACCCCCACCAUGUCAUUACCACCAUAUUAUUACCAUCAUAUCAUCACACCCACCAUAUCAUCACACCCACCAUAUCAUCACCACCACCAUAUCAUCGCUACUCCCAUAUCAUCACCACCACAAUAAAACCACCACCAUAUCAUCACUACCCACAUGUCAUCACAUCAUCAUAUCAUCACACACUAUAUCAUCACCACCACCAUAUCAUAUCACUAUUACCAUAUCAUCACAUCGCAGUAUCAUCACCACCAUUAUGUCGUCAACACCACAUAUCAUCACCACCACCAUGUCAUCACUACCACCAUAUCAUCACCUCCCCAUGUCAUCACCACCCCAUAUCAUCACACCCCAUAUCAUCACCUCCCCAUAUCAUCACCACCCCAUAUCAUCACCACCCCAUAUCAUCACAUCACCAUGUCAUCACACCACUCAUCAUCACCACCAUGAUUUCAUUAUCACCAUCAAAUCAUCCCACCAUUUCAUCAUUAUGUGGGUCCAUUCUUGUGUAAAUCUAUUCUAUUGAAAGUCUGUCCCUGUUUGUAAUUGUUGCACACAAUGUCUUAAAGAUGACCCACAAAAAGCUAUAUCCAAUCUUCCAAUGUUUACAAGAGAUAAUGGUUUAUAUCCUAAAAUGAAUGAUUAGCAUAAUAACAUGAUGGCUUUAACAUAUAUUUUUGUUAAGGUUGAAGACUCAUCUACCCGACUGACACGUUACGAGGCACAAACAUCUCAGCAAAGAAGAGACUUGGAGUUUAAAAACCAAGAAUUGGAGAAUGUCAGGUACUUGGUACUCAGAGAUGUGAAUGGUUAUUUCAGUUGUUGCAAUAUAUAGACUGGUAGAAUUGUUGGGUGUACAAUAGUAAAGUGUAAUAUUAGUGUAAUUUGGGUGUACAAGACUAAUGUGUAAUGUGAGUAUAAUUUUGGAGUGUACAAUAGCAAUGUGUAAUAUUAGUGUAAUAGGAAUUUAUUGGUUAUGAAAGUUUCUCCCUUGCUGUAUGUUGGUCGUGUGACAUGUUUGGCAUCUCAUUUAAUCAUGGUUUUAUGACCUGAUAUUGCCAGGAAAGAACUGAAAGAGUUGUGGCAUGCGCACAAUCAGCUGACAGAACAUUCUGGACAACAGGCUGACCUCAUCCGACAGCUACAGUCCUUACAACAAGACACCCAGAAAAGUGGGUUGACACUGGUUAUGACCAGUCUUAUACGUCGGCUGUCAUCUAGACAUUAAUAACAAUAACCAAGUUACAUAUUCAUUGUUGUUAUAUGUCUUAACAAUUCAAUAAUUUAUUAAUUAACACUAAAGACAUGUUACGCUAUAUGAAAAUAUGUAUUUAUUAUUAUAAAAGUACAUAUUUAUUUGAACAUUUAAUUGAAAUGGUAAAAAAGUUUUUUAACAUCUGAAUGAUUAAAUUGAAAAUUUUCUUGUGUGUAAUUUAAUUGAAAAAAAUCCACACAAAAUUGAAAUGUUGUUAUAUGACCAGAGAUAAUACUAGGAAAACUGAUUUUUUCAUCAGGCAUUUUAACACAGUGAGAUUUAAAACAAUGAUAUUUAACUCAAUGACAUUUUAAACAUUGUUUUAAAUCAUUGAGUUAAAUAUUAUUGAUUUUUAACACAAUGACAUUUAAAACAAUAAUAUUUAACUCAAUGAAAUUUAAAACAAUGAUGUUUAACUUAAUGACAUUUAAAACAAUGAUAUUUAAAACAAUGAGAUUAAAAACAAUGAUUUUUAGCACAAUGACAUUUAAAAUAAUAUUUAAAACAAUGAUUUUUAACAAAAUAAUAUUUAACUCAAUGACAUUUAAAACAAUGAGAUUUAAUAAAAUUGACAUUAUGUUCUAGUGUUAAAGAACCAAGAGGAUGCCUUUUCUUUAGAAAGUACAUCCUUACAACAGGUAGGUAGGAAUGUAGUUUAUCUUUACACCAUUAAUUGCAGCAGAUGUUAUUUACUUUUACCAGUAAAGUCUGUUGUAACACAAAACUUCUUGCUUACUUCUCAAAUUUGAAGUCAAUGAUUUUUCAAACUGUGCAGCGAUUCAGUGCCUGAAGUUAUUGACAAACUCAAGUUGACGUCAUGAUCUUCUAAUGUAUGUUUACAAAUGUUGUGUUAUUUUAACAGAUGUUUACAGAUGUCAAUACUAGAUACGAGGCAGCCAAACGGAUGGAAUCCGACCUAAGACAACAAGUGUUGGAGCUGAAAAAGGUGAGAACGGCAUUGAUCGCAUCCAGAUUUUUAUGAAACCAGACAUUUCUUAAUGAUAUAUCCUUGCAUGAAGCAGUGUUCUACGUUUUAGCUGGACCCUCUAUAUUUUCUCUAGAUUUGUUGGCCAUGUUAAUUGAUUCUGAAAAUAUAUGUCAUCUGUUUAUUCAGUUUCUUUUUGCUGGCAUCUGUCCAUCACAAUGUGAUGAUGGUGUAGACCUCACAUUGUGACGAUGGUGUAGACCUCACAAUGUGACGAUGGUGUAGACCUCACAAUGUGACGAUGGUGUAGACGUCACAAGGUGACGAUGGUGUAGACUUUGCAGGAUGAAAUCACAAGGCCUGGGAUUUUUCUUUAGGAUGACAAGCUGAUUCAGUUGAGACUGCUCUGCCACCCAGCGCCCAAUUCAGUUUAGACUGCUCUGCCACCCAGCACCCAAUUCAGUUUAUAUUUUCCUUAUUAUUGAUAUUCAACAGCUGUUCCUUUGCCUAAGCUUUGUGUAUACAAUAUUUCUUAAAUUUUUUUGUUUUUUUUUAGAAUUUAGACCCAGACUAAUAAUAUAUUUUUUAUCAAAGUCAGAUCAGGAAGUAUACAUUUAAAUAUUUAAAUUGUAUAUGUAUACAUAAUAUUUUCAACUUUUGAGCAAUUUUUAAAUAUUUGCGUGAGUUUGUAUACAAUUUUAACCUGAAAAGUAAAGUCUGUUUAAAACCAUGGUGUUUGAAUCUACUCAAAAGGAAGUUUUUCUCCAUUGUUGAAGAAAUGAAUAUUCUGUUUUAGAGUCUGAUGGACAAAGAUGACAUCAUUUCCGCACUGCAGUCACAGGAAAUGAUCAACAAACAAAUGGGAAAUACUUGUCCCAGACAACCUGAGUAUACUGGAAGUUUCCUGGACAUUGUCAAGGUAGAGUGGAUGUUAUGUGCAGUAAAAAGAAUGGUUUAUCUCAAACAAGAUGUUCAUUUAAAAACUAUUGACAGAGGCCACAGAGUAAUUCACACUGAUAAAUAAUGUCAGAGAGAAUCUUGUAUUACAGAAAUAAAGUAUUGGAAAAAAUUUAUUUACAGGAAGUGGAUUCUAUCCCUCCAAAAGAAAUGGGCACCAAAAGAGGAAGAGGGAGGUAACUAGUCUUUCUAAUAAUGUGUCAUUUCAUGCAAGCAGUGGCAUAUUUAAUGUUAUAUCUUUACAGUUUACAUUUAAUUUUAUAUUUUUAGAGAUUAUAUUUAAUUUUAUAUCUUUAGAGUUUGUAUUUAAUGUUAUAUCUGUAGAGUGUAUAUUAAAUUUUUUAACUAUUCUAAUGUGCGAGAGAUUUUGGGGUUUCAUAGACAUUAAAUAUCACGUGUUGUGCCAGGUCUCUGAAUCGAAGCCCUGAACUUGAUAAAAAUAUAAGUUGUCGUGAAACUCCAAGGCCAAGGUCGUUGUCACCCCCAACAGUUGAGAGUGAACCACGAUUUGAACCGUUUGAUGUCAGGAAAGUAGGUCAGCUGCAGAAAGAGUUGUUGGCAAAGGUAAUACUCAAAGAUGUGGUUAUGGGGUCAUAGGUCACAGUUAUACGGUUGGGGAUAAACACUCCAGCUAUGUUGUUGGGGAUAUAUGUUGUUUGAGAUAUAUGUCACAAAUAAAUUGUUGGGUAUAUUUGUCACAGCUAUGGCGUUGGGGAGAUAUAAUUGUUAUAAAUUCUGUCAUGGUUGUAUAAGAUAAGUUAUGAUAUUGGGGUGACAGUAGGUUUGGUCUGCGCGUAAUUUAUAAGUCAGAAUGAUGAGUUUUACUUUGUAAGUUUGAAAUUUAACAACAAAAAAGGUUGUGACUUAUGAGUGUGGCUUGGGAAGGUUGACUGAUACAUAUGUUUUGGGGAGGUUGAAUUAUGAGUGUGGCUUGGGGAGGUUGAAUUAUGAGUGUCUUGGAGAAGUUGACAUAUCAGUGUGUCUUGGAGAGGUUGAUGAAAUUUUCUGCAUUGAUAAAGUUUGUGAACUUUUGUACAAAAAGACUCGUCAAGUGGAGGAACUGAGACGGGCACAUGACAACAGACUUCAUCGGUUCCAGGACCUGCAGGCCAGUUACAAGUUGGCCAGAGAGCAGAUCAAAACCCUUGAGUUUGGCUGGUGAGUGACAGUUUUAAAAGAGGUAGAGAGUACAGCAAGUUAGAGAGUAAAGCAAGUUAAAGAGUAAAUCAAGUUAUGGAGUAAAGUAUAUUAUGGGGUUAAGCAAGUUAAAGAGUAAACCUAAAUUAAUUUAUAUUUAGAUUUAUUAAUAUCGUAGAGCCAGAUUUCAAAAGAAUGAAGAUAAAUUAGCCAUCAAUGUAAUUCCUGAAAGCUAUGGACCAACUCUUAUGUUUAACCUUAGAGAUAUCUACAAUUAUAUUAUACAUUCUUAUGUACAAAUUAAUUAUAGCAUGUUGAUGUCAUUCAUUUAUUUUUUACUCUCUAACCUUGCCAUUCUGUUGCUUGAAUCAGUUUUGUCUCUCCUUGUUGUUUUCUAGCAAACCUAAACAAAGGAAAAUCAAGCGAGCAGACCCACGAUCACUGCAGAAAGAGAACAGUGAUGAAGUCUGGAAUGAGUUGUCUUACUUCAAGGCAGAAAACAGAACUCUUCAAAUUGACAAGUAGGUUCAGAGAUAAAAUAUUUUAUUUAGGUAACUUUGUUAAAAACAGUUGUCUUCAAACUGACACAAUUUAAAAAGUACCAUGGUUAUGGUUACUUCUUACUUCUGUAAGAAAAUGGUUAGGGUUACUGCAGUAAUGGUUAGGGUUACUGCAGAAAAUGGUUAGGGUUACUGCAGAAAAUGGUUAGGGUUACUGCAGAAAAUGGUUAGGGUUACUGCAGAAAAUGGUUAGGGUUACUGCAGAAAAUGGUUAGGGUUACUGCAGUAAUGCAAAAGUCCAUUUAACUAAUAUUGAGUAUUGCCUCUUUGAGAAUGUCCCUUCAAGAAGAGGUUGACCUGCUUCGUGUCCAGGCAGCUCAAGAUAACGCUACAAUUCAUGAACUCAAAGUCUCUUUACUGGGACAAAGAGAAGGUCAGUGUGUAGACUUAGAUCAUUAACUUAACAAUUUUGUUAAUGUAGACUAGAAUUAAUGGAUAUGCCCUCUUAUAAUACUACAACUAUUUGACACCAGGCAUUCUGUAGCUGCUAGUCAUUUCAAUCGUAAUACUUUGUCUAGAAAGAUUAUCCAAAACAUUAGAAACAUUUAGUAUCAAGUUCUCUAAAUAACACCUAACAUAUGAAAGAAUUCCAUUUAUUUCUCUCCAACACUGGAUACAAACACUCCAAAAAUGGAUACAAACUAUUCAACACUGGAUACAAACACUCUAAUGCCGGAUACAAACUAUUCAACACUGGAUGCAAACUAUUCAACACUGGAUACAAACUAUUCUAUACAAUACUGGAUACAAACACUCUAACAAUGGAUACAAACACUCCAGUGCUGGAUACAAACUAUUCAACACUGGAUACAAACUAUUCAACACUGGAUACAAACUAUUCAACACUGGAUACAAACUAUUCUAUACAAUACUGGAUACAAACACUCUAACAAUGGAUACAAACACUCCAGUGCUGGAUACAAACUAUUCAACACUGGAUACAAACUAUUCAACACUGGAUACAAACUAUUCAACACUGGAUACAAACUAUUCUAUACAAUACUGGAUACAAACACUCUAACAAUGGAUACAAACACUCCAGUGCUGGAUACAAACUAUUCAACACUAGAUACAAACUAUUCAACACUGGAUACAAACUAUUCAACACUGGAUAUAAACUAUUCAACACUGGAUACAAACUAUUCAACACUGGAUACAAACUAUUCAACACUGGAUACAAACUAUUCUAUUCAACAUUCUGUGAAACUAGAUACAAACUUUAUCUUUUAUCUGCAAACACAAAAGGAAAGUUUAUGACACAGAAGGUCCCUAUUUAAUGUUGCCUUAUUUAAUUUGAGUUGUUAUAAAAUAUUUUUGCAUUUUAGAGUUUGAAUUCCAGUUGCGUAGCUUGCAGCGUGAAAACAAAGAGUCAAGGGAGACGGAUAAACAGUUGUCUCUCCUUAAAUCUCAGGUAAAUUCUCACCUGGAGUUGUGAUAGAAUAUUUUUACAAAACUGUAUUUAGUUAUCUCUGCUGAGCACGUGGCUGUAUAAACCAAAGAAAUACUCCAUUGAAGAAUCUUGUCUUGUAUUUUAUUUAAUUCUUCACCUUUACAUGUAAUACACAAAAGUCAUGACAUGUUUCUCGUAUGGUUCUAUUUGACAUGACAAGAUAGUAUAGUUUAAUGUAGACUCAACCUUCCAAGUAAGACAAUGGUUGUAUGUUUACAUAGCCACUUGCCCAGUGCAUGGCGAGGUAAUGGAGCUUCCAGUCAAGUGUGACCUUCCCUAUUACUGGACCCAUUAUUGCCCCUUAGAGAUGGGUCAAUGUUGUUUUAAGGACCCCUCGUUUGAUGGGGUGCUGAUGUUUGACAGGCCCCUUGUAAAUUGGGAUGCUGAUUUUUAACAAGCCCCUCAUAUAUAUUGGGGUGCUAAUGUCUUAUAAGUCCCUUUUAUAUUAUAUUUGGGGUGGGGGGUUUCGGAGAGCCCUAACAGAGGUCUGAAUUGUGGAUAGCAUCCUGAGAUGGGGGUCUCAGAAAUUUUAUUGACACACAUAGAAUAGUGUUGAAGAUAUUUGGCCAUUAUGCAGCAUAGGAAAAGAUGUGUGUCAUUAAUGAAAUGCUUCCAGUAACCGCUUUAGUUCUAUAUUUUUUCCGUGUUCACUGAAGGUCCAGAAUAAGACCGUUCACAUUGAGAAACUAGACAGAGAUCUUCUCGCCGUCAUGUCACAAAGGGAUGACUUGGUACAGGAGAAAAGGUGAGUUCUCACAGCUUACAACUUAACUCAGGCUUGGUGAAAUUUUCUUGUUUGAUUGAUGUCACAUUAAUCAUAAGAUAACACUACGUAACUGAUUACCUGAAUGAUGUUUCUUUCCUGCCUAGUAAACUCAUGUCACAGUUGGUGACCAUUCAACAAGAGGCUUCACAUCACAGAAUGGAACUUGCUGAUUGCAAACAUCAGCUUCAGAGGUAA